Messenger RNA from Acomys russatus (golden spiny mouse), 620 nucleotides. It is a transcript of the gene Thrsp, whose product is annotated as thyroid hormone responsive. Lineage: Eukaryota; Metazoa; Chordata; Mammalia; Rodentia; Muridae. The transcript has a single exon. Gene Ontology annotation, biological process: regulation of lipid biosynthetic process. The record is from RefSeq and is a predicted model, not a curated record. Bases 102 to 554 code for a protein of 150 amino acids. Gene Ontology annotation, cellular component: cytosol.
AGCCAGCGAUUGGGCUUUGGCACCCUGUCAAUCUGCUGUCUGCUCAGAAGCCUAGAAAUAGCGCUGGGGCAAUCUGCUGGGCUGUGAGAAAGGAAGCAGCCAUGCAAGUGCUAACUAAACGCUAUCCCAAGAACUGCCUGCUGACGGUCAUGGACCGGUACUCAGCCGUGGUGCGGAACAUGGAGCAGGUGGUGAUGAUCCCCAGCCUUCUGAGGGAUGUGCAGCUGAGUGCGCACGGAGGCUCGGUCCAGGAGGGGGCCCCUGAUCUCUAUACCUACUUCACCAUGCUUAAGGCCAUCUGUGUAGAAGUGGACCAUGGGCUGCUGCCAAGGGAGGAGUGGCAGGCCAAGGUGGCCGGCACCGAAGCCAGCGAGGGUGAGAAUGAAGCUGCUGACACAGAAGAGGCUGAAGAAGACAGGAUCUCUGCGGAGCUGGACCUAGAAGCCCAAUUCCAUCUGCACUUCUCCAGCCUCCAUCACAUCCUUACCCACCUUACCCGGAAAGCCCAGGAAGUGACAAGGAAAUACCAGGAAAUGACAGGACAGGUCCUGUAGGUCUCCAGCGCUAAGGAAGGUAAUGGUGGCCAUGCUGGUGGGUUACAAUCCACAAAGGACAUUCCA